Messenger RNA from Paramormyrops kingsleyae, 989 nucleotides. Lineage: Eukaryota; Metazoa; Chordata; Actinopteri; Osteoglossiformes; Mormyridae. The record is from RefSeq and is a predicted model, not a curated record.
UGACAGUCGUUGAGAAUCCAAAGCAUAGCAAUGUUUCUUGUUCUCUCUUUGCAGUGAAUAUAGCCACUUCAUUGCAGGAGGAAACUCUUAUGGUGGCAAAUGACUACAUGGACUUUUGCAUUGGAAUAAAGAGGACACCUCCCAGCGAGUCCGCUAAAGCCAUGCGAUACCUGGCAAAGGACGUUGAGAGUAUUUAUGGGUUCAGACUGCGCCCACUUGUGCAGUUGUUCUUGGUCAGCAGUGGCUUUGAUACCUGGACCAAACUCAGGAAUAUGAUGCUGGAGGUUAUUGGAGGUGAAAUGAUGAGCUGGGGACAGAUUGUGUCUCUCUUCGCCUUCAUGGGAAUACUGGCAGUUCAACUGUCUACUGGGGAAGAAGAUGUCACCUGCAGUAGACGGCUAGCGGAGAUGAUGACAGAUGUUCUCAUUGGAGAAAAACAAGAAUGGAUGAUCCAAAAUGGAGGCUGGAUCAGGCAUCUGCUAAAAAGAACCCUACCAGGCUUGGUCCAGUCUUUCUUUGUGAUCAUCAGGAAACUGCCAGGAACAUCAAUUUUAUAGACGGGACAUGAAAUGUGCAUUAUAUGUCCUGGAUUGCAUUAUAUGUCCUGGAUUGUUACAGUGAAUAAAACUUGUAUAAUCCUAAAAAGUCUAAGACUGACUUGAUGCUUCAUUUCUGUGAAUGUUUCUAUAAAAGAAUAUGUCAUUCAUUAGAUUCUCAGAUGUUUUUUUCUUUAUUAAUACUUUUGAAAAUUACAAAUCCUGAAAAAUGGACUGUCCCCAGCCAAAUUGGGCUGCAUUCUUCAUAGUUGUCAUGACCUGCUCGUACGAUCCUCGUGUGUGCCGAUUGUGAUCACCUGUGUCCUGUUAUUUUGGCUAGUCUUGUGUAUAUCAGUCCACGUCUUCCUCUGCUUCCCAGAUCUGUCAUUGACAUUUGUACCAUGUGGUUAGUGUUGCUUGUGCUUUUCCCGAUUAAAACCCAGUCUUUCUGGA